This is a messenger RNA of Populus trichocarpa (black cottonwood), 2091 nucleotides long. RefSeq names its product protein FIZZY-RELATED 2. NCBI's taxonomy places the organism in Eukaryota, Viridiplantae, Streptophyta, Magnoliopsida, Malpighiales, Salicaceae. The record is from RefSeq and is a predicted model, not a curated record. Gene Ontology annotation, molecular function: protein binding; anaphase-promoting complex binding; ubiquitin ligase activator activity. The transcript has 10 exons. Bases 115 to 1593 code for a protein of 492 amino acids. Gene Ontology annotation, cellular component: anaphase-promoting complex. Gene Ontology annotation, biological process: anaphase-promoting complex-dependent catabolic process; positive regulation of ubiquitin protein ligase activity; positive regulation of anaphase-promoting complex-dependent catabolic process.
AGAAACAACCAUCUGUUACUCUCUUUCUAUUAUUUCCCGGGAAAAUUAACUUCCUUCAACACGUCAUCAUCAUCUUCUCCAAUUCCUCUCUAUAAAUCCUAGGGUUUCUUCUCAAUGGCUGAUCCCAUGAUUUCACAAUCAACCCAAUCAAAGCUCAACAUUGCAGCCUCCACGACGCCACGUCAUCAUCAUCAUCUACAUCUUGAAAACCCAACUCCAUCACCGUCAUCAUCAAAGCAUGUCAAUCGUCUCAUUAAUUCUAAUCAUUAUAUUUCCCCUUCGAGACCAAUUUACUCCGAUAGGUUUAUUCCCUGCAGAUCCAGCUCAAAUUUCGCUCUUUUCAACAUCUCUUUUCCGCAGCCGUCGGCGACGGCGGGGAUAUCGCCGGGAUGUGGAGGGAAGGAGGAUAAUCCUAGUGCGUAUGCGGCGUUGCUUCGGAAUGCGCUUUUUGGUCCCCAGACUCCGGAUAAGAAAGACUGGGGGGCAGGGGCGGCUGGACAGAAUAUUUUCCGGUACAAGAUGGAGACUAGGCAGUCGCUGCACUCGCUUUCCCCUUUCGGUUUUGAUGAUAUGAGUGAUCUUGGUGUUAGUAAUGUUGCUAUUAAGACUCCUAGGAAGGUUUCUAGAUCACCUUAUAAGGUAUUGGACGCCCCUGCAUUGCAAGAUGAUUUUUAUUUGAAUCUUGUGGAUUGGUCGUCACAUAAUGUGUUGGCAGUGGGGUUAGGGAAUUGUGUGUAUUUAUGGAAUGCUUGUAGUAGCAAGGUGACAAAGUUGUGUGAUUUGGGGAAUGAUGAUGGUGUAUGUUCAGUAGGAUGGGCUCAUCGUGGUACGCAUCUUGCUAUUGGAACUAGCAAUGGAAAAGUUCAGAUUUGGGAUGCUUCUCGCUGUAAAAGGAUCAGAACCAUGGAGGGCCAUCGAUUGCGUGUUGGGGCCUUGGCCUGGAGUUCAUCUAUGCUGUCUUCUGGUAGCCGGGAUAAGAGCAUUCUUCAACGAGAUAUACGAGCACGGGAAGACUUCGUUAGUAAACUCUCUGGACACAAGUCAGAGGUUUGUGGACUGAAGUGGUCUUAUGAUAACCGUGAGUUGGCAUCAGGUGGAAAUGAUAAUCGACUCUUUGUUUGGAAUCAACAUUCAAGCCAACCUGUGCUAAAAUACUGUGAUCAUACAGCGGCUGUAAAAGCAAUUGCUUGGUCACCCCAUCUUCAUGGACUUCUUGCAUCUGGGGGUGGGACUGCUGACCGGUGUAUACGAUUCUGGAAUACAACCACUAACUCACAUCUCAGCUGCAUAGACACUGGCAGUCAGGUGUGCAAUCUUGUGUGGUCUAAGAAUGUCAAUGAACUUGUCAGCACACAUGGAUACUCCCAAAACCAAAUAAUAUUGUGGAGAUAUCCCACCAUGUCAAAGUUGGCAACUCUGACAGGUCAUACAUUCAGAGUUCUUUAUCUUGCCAUCUCACCAGAUGGACAGACAAUUGUCACCGGAGCUGGAGAUGAAACGCUGCGGUUUUGGAGUGUGUUUCCUUCCCCUAAAUCUCAAAACACUGACAGUGAAAUUGGAGCAUCCUCUCUCGGUAGAACUACAAUUCGGUGACUCCAGUUGUUUGUGGAGAGUUUCUUGGCUCUGAGAAGACUGUCAGUCUAGAGUUUAUUGUGCUGUUUUAGCAUGGAAGGAAGGUGGUAAAUAUGUUCAUAACCUGGAGAUUAUGUGUGUGGGAACAAAGUUGGUCAGUUUGGUUUUCUCGAACCAACCCAGGACAAUCCAUCAGUAUGGUUUUCUCAAAUCAUCCCAGGACCUAAUAAAUCGAAAAAAGUGGGAUUAGAGGUGAUGAAUUUUCUCAUGGCUCUCAGGAAAUUACUAGUUUCCUUUCUGUUCCCCCUUUGAUUUACUAAUGUAUAGCAUAUACCAUUUAAAUGCUUCUUGCAUUGUAUAUUAACAGACAACAGCAUAGGAUGCUUUGAGGUGUUGGUUUACCAUUUACUCAUAGUUUUUGUAAAUAAUUAUUGCUUCCACAUUUCUCUAUCAUUGAAAUAUAUGAAAUAUUGCUUUGCUGGAUCCGAAUUCAGCUGGCUCGCUUAAAGAUCAUACAAA